This is a messenger RNA of Zychaea mexicana, 546 nucleotides long. RefSeq lists its product as uncharacterized. The record is from RefSeq and is a predicted model, not a curated record. The transcript is spliced from 5 exons. Bases 169 to 546 code for a protein of 125 amino acids. Lineage: Eukaryota; Fungi; Mucoromycota; Mucoromycetes; Mucorales; Lichtheimiaceae.
AUUUCCAUUUUAGGCUGUAUCAAAACAAAGUUGAUCCUUUUCUCCUCAUUUGUUUGACCUUGCCUCUCCUUGUAUGCUUCAUCUUGCCGUUUGAAAAAAAAAUCGUUCCUUUUCUUAUUCCUUCUCCUCUUUCGGCAAUAAUAAAACAUCACACAGAAACAACUUAACAUGAAUCCUCAAAUCCUAGCAAUUCUUAACGCUAUCAAAAACAAUAACGAUUCAAUGUUUGCACUUGCACGGUCGGUCGGCUCCUUGGCAAGGGAAGUUGAUGUCACAGGCGGCUUCUACCAAAAAUCAUUUUUAAACGCUAUCAGACAAUAUCAAGCGCUCCACAAGAGGAAACAUGUGUUUUUUCAGAAUAAAGGUUGCGUUGCCGUCGACAUCAAACACAGACGACUGUUCAAGGCUCCUAGUGUAAUAGUCGGAAGACGAAGACGCGUCGCAACUGCCCAGUGUGUUGCUCUCUUUAAGCCAAGCACCAGUGUUGCUCGCGUCGGUGCUCGUAAUGCUCGUGGUGUUCGCUGUUGCGGUCGUGCUGGCAACUAA